CGAAAGGAAUGGAAAAUGGCGGCCUAGGCGCGGAGUUUCCUGCCCGAGCGGCGGCGGCGGCUCUCGCGGCGGCGCCAUGACGCGCUGGGUGCCCACCAAGAGAGAGGAGAAAUACGGCGUGGCGUUUUAUAACUAUGAUGCCAGGGGAGCGGAUGAACUUUCUUUACAAAUAGGAGACACUGUGCACAUCUUGGAAACAUACGAAGGGUGGUACAGAGGUUACACCUUGAGAAAAAAGUCCAAGAAGGGUAUAUUUCCUGCCUCAUAUAUUCAUCUUAAAGAAGCCAUAGUUGAAGGAAAAGGGCAACAUGAAACGGUCAUCCCGGGCGACCUCCCGCUCAUACAGGAAGUCACCACAACACUCCGGGAGUGGUCCACCAUCUGGAGGCAGCUCUAUGUGCAAGACAAUAGGGAGAUGUUUCGCAGUGUGCGGCACAUGAUCUACGACCUUAUUGAAUGGCGGUCACAGAUUCUUUCUGGAACUCUGCCACAGGAUGAGCUGAAAGAACUGAAGAAGAAGGUCACUGCCAAAAUUGAUUACGGAAACAGAAUUCUUGACCUGGACUUGGUGGUGAGAGAUGAAGACGGGAACAUUUUGGAUCCAGAACUGACUAGCACGAUUAGUCUCUUUAGAGCUCAUGAAAUAGCUUCUAAGCAAGUGGAGGAGAGAUUGCAAGAAGAGAAGUCCCAAAAGCAGAACAUAGACAUUAACAGACAAGCGAAGUUUGCUGCCACCCCUUCUCUGGCCUUGUUUGUCAACCUCAAAAAUGUGGUUUGUAAAAUCGGAGAAGAUGCCGAAGUGCUCAUGUCUCUUUAUGACCCUGUGGAGUCCAAAUUCAUCAGUGAAAACUACCUGGUUCGCUGGUCAAGUUCAGGAUUGCCUAAAGAUAUAGACAGAUUACAUAAUUUGCGAGCUGUCUUUACUGACCUCGGAAGCAAAGACCUGAAAAGGGACAAAAUCAGUUUUGUUUGUCAAAUCGUUCGAGUGGGUCGCAUGGAGCUGAGGGACAACAACACCAGAAAACUGACCUCGGGCUUGCGGAGGCCUUUCGGAGUGGCCGUGAUGGACGUAACAGAUAUAAUAAAUGGGAAAGUAGAUGAUGAAGACAAGCAGCAUUUCAUCCCCUUUCAGCCGCUCGCGUUGGACGACGCCAUUCGACACAAGCCGCUGAACAUGUCAUCCCGUUUUUCACCCAGGGUGGCGGGGGAGAAUGACUUCCUUCAGACUGUUAUAAACAAAGUCAUUGCUGCCAAAGAAGUCAACCACAAGGGCCAGGGUUUGUGGGUAACAUUAAAAUUACUUCCUGGAGAUAUCCAUCAGAUUAGAAAAGAAUUUCCUCAUUUAGUGGACAGGACCACAGCGGUGGCUCGGAAAACGGGGUUUCCGGAGAUAAUCAUGCCUGGUGAUGUUCGAAAUGAUAUCUACGUAACAUUAGUUCAAGGAGAUUUUGAUAAAGGAAGCAAAACCACAGCAAAGAAUGUGGAGGUUACAGUGUCUGUUUACGAUGAAGACGGAAAACGGCUGGAGCAUGUGAUUUACCCGGGUGCUGGUGAUGAAGCGAUUUCGGAGUACAAGUCUGUGAUUUACUACCAAGUAAAACAGCCACGUUGGUUUGAGACCGUUAAGGUGGCCAUCCCCAUUGAAGACGCCAAUCGCAGCCACCUUCGGUUUACCUUCCGCCACAGGUCGUCACAGGACUCCAAGGACAAAUCUGAGAAAAUAUUUGCACUGGCCUUUGUAAAGCUGAUGAGAUAUGAUGGGACCACGCUGCGGGACGGGGAGCAUGAUCUCAUCGUCUAUAAGGCAGAGGCGAAGAAGCUGGAGGACGCUGCCACGUACUUGAGCCUGCCCUCCACGAAAGCAGAGUUAGAAGAAAAGGCCCACUCGGCCACGGGCAGGAGCAUGCAGAGUCUUGGGAGCUGCACCAUCAGCAAAGACUCCUUCCAGAUCUCAACUCUCGUGUGCUCCACCAAACUUACCCAGAACGUGGACCUGCUGGGGCUCUUGAAGUGGCGUUCCAACACCAACCUGCUGCAGCAGAACUUGAGACAGCUGAUGAAGGUGGACGGCGGCGAGGUGGUGAAGUUCCUCCAGGACACCUUGGAUGCCCUCUUCAACAUCAUGAUGGAGAAUUCCGAGAGCGAGACGUUUGAUACGUUAGUGUUUGAUGCUCUGGUAUUUAUCAUUGGACUAAUUGCUGACAGAAAAUUUCAGCAUUUUAAUCCUGUUCUGGAAACCUACAUUAAGAAGCACUUUAGUGCAACUUUAGCCUACACGAAGCUGACAAAAGUUUUAAGGAACUAUGUGGACAAUGCCGAGAAGCCAGGAAUAAACGAUCAGCUGUACAAAGCCAUGAAGGCUUUGGAGUACAUCUUCAAGUUCAUUGUGCGCUCCAGGAUUCUUUUCAAUCAACUCUAUGAAGACAAAGGAGAGGCGGACUUCAUGGAGUCCCUGCUGCAGCUGUUCCGAUCCAUCAGCGACAUGAUGAGCAGCGUGUCGGACCAGACCGUCAGGGUGAAGGGGGCUGCGUUGAAGUACUUGCCAACUAUUGUCAACGAUGUGAAGUUGGUGUUCGAUCCCAAAGAGCUCAGCAAAAUGUUUACUGAUUUCAUCCUAAAUGUUCCCAUGGGUUUGCUGACCAUUCAGAAGCUGUAUUGCUUGAUUGAAAUCAUUCACAGUGACCUCUUCACACACCACGACUGCAGAGAGAUCCUGCUUCCCAUGAUGACGGAUCAGCUCAAGUACCAUCUGGAGAGACAGGAAGACCUGGAGGCCUGUUGCCACCUGCUCAGCAACAUCCUCGAGGUUCUGUACAGGAAGGAUGUGGGGCCAACUCAGAGGCAUGUCCAGAUAAUCAUGGAGAAACUUCUCCGGACAGUCAACCGAACCGUCAUUUCCAUGGGACGGGAUUCCGAACUCAUUGGAAACUUUGUGGCUUGUAUGACAGCUAUUUUACGACAAAUGGAAGAUUAUCAUUACGCCCAUUUGAUCAAGACUUUCGGGAAAAUGAGGACUGAUGUUGUGGAUUUCCUGAUGGAAACAUUCAUCAUGUUUAAGAACCUCAUUGGGAAGAACGUCUACCCUUUCGACUGGGUGAUAAUGAACAUGAUGCAGAAUAAAGUCUUCCUGCGAGCGAUUAAUCAGUAUGCAGACAUGCUGAACAAAAAAUUUCUGGAUCAAGCCAACUUUGAGCUACAGCUCUGGAACAACUACUUCCACCUGGCUGUCGCUUUCCUCACUCAGGAGUCCUUGCAACUGGAGAAUUUUUCAAGCGCGAAGAGAGCCAAAAUCCUUAACAAGUAUGGAGAUAUGAGGAGGCAGAUUGGCUUCGAAAUCAGAGACAUGUGGUACAACCUUGGUCAACACAAGAUAAAGUUCAUUCCAGAAAUGGUCGGCCCAAUAUUAGAAAUGACGCUAAUUCCUGAGACAGAACUGCGUAAAGCCACCAUCCCUAUCUUCUUCGAUAUGAUGCAGUGUGAAUUCCAUUCGACGCGAAGCUUCCAGAUGUUUGAAAAUGAGAUCAUCACCAAACUGGAUCAUGAAGUGGAAGGAGGCAGAGGAGAUGAACAGUACAAAGUGUUAUUUGAUAAAAUCCUCUUGGAGCACUGCAGGAAGCACAAAUACCUCGCCAAAACAGGAGAAACUUUCGUCAAACUCGUUGUGCGCCUGAUGGAAAGACUUCUGGAUUAUAGAACCAUCAUGCAUGAUGAGAACAAAGAAAAUCGCAUGAGCUGCACUGUCAACGUGCUGAAUUUCUACAAAGAAAUCGAAAGAGAAGAAAUGUAUAUAAGGUACCUGUACAAGCUCUGUGACCUGCACAGAGAGUGUGACAACUACACAGAGGCGGCCUACACCUUGCUUCUCCACGCAAAGCUCCUGAAGUGGUCGGAGGAUGUGUGCGCGGCCCACCUCACCCAGCGGGACGGGUACCAGGCAACAACACAGGGCCAGCUGAAGGAACAGCUCUACCAGGAAAUCAUCCACUACUUCGACAAAGGCAAGAUGUGGGAGGAGGCCAUUGCUCUUGGUAAGGAACUUGCCGAACAGUAUGAAAAUGAGAUGUUUGAUUACGAACAACUCAGCGAGUUGCUGAAAAAACAGGCUCAGUUUUAUGAAAACAUCGUCAAAGUGAUAAGACCUAAGCCUGACUAUUUUGCUGUUGGCUACUAUGGGCAAGGAUUCCCCACGUUCCUUCGGGGGAAAGUUUUUAUUUACCGAGGGAAAGAGUAUGAACGCAGGGAAGAUUUCGAAGCUCGGCUAUUAACUCAGUUCCCGAAUGCUGAGAAAAUGAAGACAACAUCUCCACCAGGCGACGAUAUCAAAAACUCUCCUGGCCAGUAUAUUCAGUGCUUCACCGUAAAGCCCAAGCUCGAUCUGCCCCCGAAAUUUCACAGGCCUGUGUCAGAGCAGAUUGUAAGUUUUUACAGGGUAAACGAGGUCCAGCGAUUUGAAUAUUCUCGGCCGAUCCGCAAAGGAGAGAAAAACCCAGACAAUGAAUUUGCGAACAUGUGGAUCGAGAGAACCAUAUACACCACGGCGUACAAAUUACCUGGGAUUUUAAGGUGGUUUGAGGUCAAAUCUGUUUUCAUGGUGGAGAUCAGCCCCCUGGAGAACGCCAUCGAGACCAUGCAGCUGACCAACGACAAGAUGAACAGCAUGGUACAGCAGCACCUGGACGACCCCAGCCUCCCCAUCAACCCCCUCUCUAUGCUCCUGAAUGGCAUUGUGGACCCUGCUGUCAUGGGAGGCUUCGCGAAUUAUGAGAAGGCCUUCUUUACAGAGCGGUACCUGCAGGAGCACCCAGAGGCCCAUGAAAAGAUUGAGAAGCUCAAGGACCUCAUUGCGUGGCAGAUUCCGUUUUUGGCUGAAGGGAUCAGGAUUCAUGGAGACAAAGUCACAGAAGCACUGAGGCCAUUUCAUGAGAGAAUGGAAGCCUGUUUCAAACAGCUAAAGGAAAAAGUGGAAAAGCAAUAUGGCGUCCGAACCAUGCCCUCAAGUCUGGAUGACAGAAGAGGCAGCCGUCCCCGGUCCAUGGUCCGAUCCUUCACGAUGCCAUCUUCAUCCCGGCCUCUGUCGGUGGCCUCUGUGUCUUCCCUGUCAUCGGACAGCACCCCUUCCAGGCCAGGCUCCGAUGGGUUUGCUCUGGAGCCUCUCCUGCCAAAGAAAAUGCACUCCAGGUCCCAGGACAAGCUAGACAAGGACGACCCAGAGAAGGAGAAGAGGGACAAGAAGAAGGAAAAAAGGAACAGCAAACAUCAAGAGAUGUUUGAUAAGGAAUUUAAACCCACUGACAUCUGCGGGCAGCAGUCUGAGGCUGUGAUUCUUUCAGAGACGAUAAGCCCCCUGCGGCCCCAGAGACCGAAGAGCCAGGUGCUCAGUGUCACUGGAAGUGAACGACGUUUCUCAGUGUCCCCGUCGUCACCGUCCUCCCAGCCGGCACCCCCUGCGGUCACGCCAAGGGCCAAGCUCAGCUUCAGUUUGCAGUCAAGUUUGGAGCUGAACGGCAUGAGCAGCGUGACUGGGAUGGACAUGGCCGAGGUCCCGCCCCCCCUGCCUCUCAAAGGCAGCAUGGCGGAUUAUGGGAACUUGGUGGAAAGCCAGGAUUUGAUCAGCUCGCCCACACCCCCGCCCCCUCCUCCUCACCAGAGGCACGUACCGCCUCCGCUGCCCAGCAAAACGCCACCUCCGCCCCCCCCAAAGACAGCGCGCAAGCAGACGUCGGUGGACUCGGGCAUCGUGCAGUGAAGGCCGCAGGCCCGCAUGGAGAACACGCUGCAGCCCUCCCUCUCCCUCUGUGUCUUCUCCUGUGUCUGCUCUUUCCCUCAUGGGGCCUGGACACGCCGUGCAAUUGCUUGUCCUGAAAAGGAGUUUCUUUCCAGCCGUGGCGUGAGUGGCCUUUCGCACCGGGGAGCAAGGUGGAUGUGGGUCUGAAAGGUACUGUUGUGCUUCUCAAAAUUGGGGGCUUCUGACUGUGUCCGUCUUGAGAGAUCCUAAGUCUUGCCCAAAAGUCCUCCGUUUGUGCCAAAUGACACUGAGCAAGGAACGCGGUUGACCGGGGUUUGGCUCAGUAGGAGAGGUGAGGCCGUCACCGUGAGACCGUGUAGUGAGCGAGUGCUCCUCUUCUCCCGACGCUGACCCCCAGCUUCCCCCCGAAGGGUGUUUUCUCAAGCCCUCCUCCUGCGGGUGUGACAUUGUGGUCAAGUGUAUCUUCAACCUGUAUGGGGCAGUUAAGGUCAGGCCUUUCAGGGCAGUUCCUAAUUUCCUUUGGUCUAAUUUAAAAUAGGAUUAUUUCUCAGCUACUGAACAGUUACUAAUUUAUGGAAGUGGAGACACCGUUAGAAAUACUGGAUCAAGUGGGAAAGUAAAUACAAGUAUAGGAAGAUCCAUUUUCUUUCUUUUUAAAAAGAGAAGGCCCAUAGCACAGAGAUGGCUUUAACUGGGUGAGUUCUUUCUGUCCUCAUUCUGUACAGAAGUUUGUAUAUAUGAUGGUUCUUAGAACUUAAGUUUUAAUGUUUUUGGUCCUUCCGUUUAUUGUAAUAGGCGUCUGCAAAUGAUUCUCGGUAUGUGUUCUUAAUUUUUAACUGCUGGAAGUGUAAAAAAAACACAAAUUACGUUUUGUUGAUUUUUUUUUUUCCUAAGCUCCGAAGUCCUGACAAUGUUGGUGGACGAUGAUUAAAAAAACAAAACAACUAACUUUGUAUAACCUAAUAUUUUUAUUCUGCCAUCUAUAUUUUUUUAUCCACUGUAAUCAUGAUACUCUUCUAGUAGGCUCAAAAGUUAUGCAUUGACAACAAAAAAUAAAAAGCCAUUUAAAAAGA
This is a messenger RNA of Callorhinus ursinus (northern fur seal), 6819 nucleotides long. RefSeq names its product dedicator of cytokinesis 1 (gene DOCK1). The record is from RefSeq and is a predicted model, not a curated record. NCBI's taxonomy places the organism in Eukaryota, Metazoa, Chordata, Mammalia, Carnivora, Otariidae. Gene Ontology annotation, cellular component: cytoplasm; plasma membrane. Gene Ontology annotation, molecular function: small GTPase binding; guanyl-nucleotide exchange factor activity. Gene Ontology annotation, biological process: myoblast fusion; small GTPase-mediated signal transduction; cell migration.